AUGGUGGAGAAAGAACUGGAACAGUCCCUUGUGCUGCUUGAUAUCUGCAAUGCUAUGCAAGAGAACUUUGCCGAGUUGAAGAUGAGCAUCCAAGAGCUGCAACUAGUCCUUAAAAGAGGAGAUCAUGCCACUGCCAAUCUCAAAAUUGAGCCUUUCUUCCGUUCAGCAACGAAUAUGCAAAAGCAUUUCAAGAAAUACAGCAGCAAAGCUACUCCUGAAGGUCUCAGCCUUGUCAGGCUACUAGUAGAAGCCAGAGAGAUAGCUGUGUCCCUACUUGAAUGUACAUCAUACCUCAUGCCCAAUCAGAUUGUCACAUCCAAUUCUAGCAAAUGGCAUCUGGUGUCCAAAUGGUUCCAGAAAAGAAAGUUGUAUGUGAGGAGGAUCAGCUACAAGCAUUAG
This is a messenger RNA of Triticum turgidum subsp. durum (durum wheat), 399 nucleotides long. The record is from the annotation of a GenBank genome assembly. NCBI's taxonomy places the organism in Eukaryota, Viridiplantae, Streptophyta, Magnoliopsida, Poales, Poaceae.